AUGCGGCCCCCGCUGACAGCUGUGGGGUUGCGGGCGUUUAAGGAACCUCGUAGUCCCGUGCUCGCGGGGAGGUCUCAGCCCGCUGCCGGCCCCUCCGCGUCAGCUCUUCCCCAGCUCCUCGGGCUGCUCGUCCCCGGCUCCGGCUGCCCUCCCGCAGAGCUGCAGCGCCGGGGCUGCGCGGUGCGGAGCUCCACGGGGGUCUCGGGCAGCACGACGUGCGGCUGCGAGCGCGGAUGGCACUGUGCCCCUUUCUCCUCCCAGAUCUGCAACUGGUUCAUCAACGCCCGGCGGCGGCUGCUCCCUGACAUGCUGCGCAAGGAUGGGAAGGACCCCAACCAGUUCACCAUCUCUCGCCGAGGGGGCAAAGCUGGUGACGUGACCCUGCCACGGGGGGCUGCUGCUGGCUCCGGAGUGCUGGUGGUUCCUCCCAUGACGGCAGCGGGGGCUGCCAAGGUGCUGCCGAUAUCCGUAUGCCCGCAGGUACUGUGCCAUCCUGCCCAGGCGCUGGGUGGCAACCUGACGGUGCUGGGUGCCCGCAGCCCUGAGCGGGAGAAGCAGCCUGGCCUGCAGCGAGUGGAGCCAGACCCACACCCCAAAGCUCUGCCGGGUGCCGCCGGCAGCACUGUGGCCCUGCUGGCGCGUGCCGAGGCAGCCAGCCCCACCAGCGGACUCUUCAACACACCGCCCCCCACACCCCCCGAGCUCUUCGGUGAUGACUUCAGCAGCUUCCAGCUGCUGGUGGAGGUGGCACUGCAGAAGGCAGCUGAGCUGGAAUCACAGCGGCAGGGUGGGCAGCUGCCCCUCUCACCUCAGACUGAGCCCCCGGGCGCCUCUGUCAACAAAUAGCCCCCAGUCCGGGUCCUGCGGGGUGCCCUUCUCCAGCGGUGCCCAACCUCCAGCCUUCUGCCACCCACGGGACCCCUAUUCUCUGGCCUCAGGAGCCUGUGACCUCCAGCACCCUCUCACAGCUCAUCUCAGAAGCAGACCUGUGCAUCCCUGUACCUCUGCUGACCAAGGGGGUGAGGAGAGGAAGGGCUGUCCUGCCCCAUCCUGGGGAGAUGCCUGCAACCACGGAGCUCCUGCUGGGGACGGGGCCCUGGGCGGAUGGAACCAGACCUCUGUGGCAGAAACCUCUCCUUGCUGUGACCGAUGGUCGCUGUGCGAAGCCACAGAACUCCCUUGGAAAACCUGCUGACUUCUUUUUCUCAUUCCUGGAAACAAGGGUCCAGCCAAUACCACUUCUUCAGGGAGAGGAAGAGAGAAUAUAUAUAUUUUUAAAGUUUGUGUCUGUUUUAAGGAUUGUGGAUGAAAUUCUUUUUCUCCCAAAUGUCUCUGAUCCUUUUUGUACCUUUCUCCAGUUUUUGCAGAGGGCCAUAGCAGCACCUUGUGCUGGCCAGGAGCCACAUCCUGCCUGGAGAAGGCUGGGGGACGGGCGAACUGGAAACUUGAAACCCGUGGCAAAUGCAGGACCCUCAUCUUCUGCCUUAGGGUGUGACAGAUAAUGCCAGUAGAAAUCUCGAUGGUGCUGUUUAGCUAGUUUUUUUUUUUUUUAAUUAUUUUU
Messenger RNA from Meleagris gallopavo (turkey), 1561 nucleotides. Lineage: Eukaryota; Metazoa; Chordata; Aves; Galliformes; Phasianidae. The record is from RefSeq and is a predicted model, not a curated record.